AUGCACUAUUUGGGUUGCUCAUAUGGUAAUCUUAUAUUCUCCAACUCGAAUCAGUGCCUCCUUGUAGAUGUUUUUGGUUUUACUACCGUGAAGCCUCCCAAAUUGAAAUCGACAGGCAAGCAUGAGAUCUACUAUGGAAUCCUUCAUGGUUCCUUCAAGUCACCCAACUCGCAUCUCUUCCUUUGCUCAGGGUCAUCCAUUUUCCAGUGGCAAGUUGGGUCUAACUCUUGGUUGGACCAUCCUCUAGAUAUCCCAAGCAUCUUCCGAAUCGUGUUUUUUAAAGGUGAGAUGUUUGCCAGGGAUCACUUGGAUGGGCUCCACACCAUUCGCUUGGCACCUCAACUAAGCAUACAUGAAGUAGAUAUUGACUGGACAGAGUACCGGAGAGAAGAUAGUGUUGUGGGCCGUGCUGUGAUGUAUUGGCUGGUGGUAUGUAGUGACAUGUUUCUCAUGAUUGACCUCUCAAUGAGCACUGAUAGGCCUACUGUCUUCUUUAGAGUUUUUAGGCUUGAUUUCUCCAUCAUACCACCUAAGUGGGUGAAGGUGGAGAAUUUGGGAAACCAUGCCAUCUUUGUAAGCUUUGAUCAAAGGAACCCGGCAUUUUGCUGCACCGACCCUGAAAGAUGGAGAGGAAAGAGUAAUUGUAUCUAUGUUGCCACCCAGUCUAAGAAGAAUGAUAAACCUUGGACUAUGGUCGAGCUUGGUCAGGCAGUGUCUAGUAGAAAUUGGAGGCCCGUUGUGUAUCCUGAUGCUUAUCCCUAUGGCAAUCCCGGUCGACCAGAUAACCUUUGGGUGUUUCCUAGUUUGGUUUAUGAUGUUGGGCUGUGA
This is a messenger RNA of Miscanthus lutarioriparius, 828 nucleotides long. The record is from the annotation of a GenBank genome assembly. Lineage: Eukaryota; Viridiplantae; Streptophyta; Magnoliopsida; Poales; Poaceae.